Molecule: messenger RNA, 1188 nt
Organism: Rangifer tarandus platyrhynchus (Svalbard reindeer)
Lineage: Eukaryota; Metazoa; Chordata; Mammalia; Artiodactyla; Cervidae
Source: the annotation of a GenBank genome assembly
AUGAGCCUACGGCAGCUGCUUUUGCGCUUGCCCCGUUAUCUUGGGGCCUCGGGUCCCCUGCGUGGCCCCCUCGACACCAUCUCCUCGGUGAUCUCCUGGCGUGGUCAGUCCUCCAGGUCCCCGGCCCAGUGGAACCAAGUGGUGUCAGAGGCUGAGAAGAUCGUGGGCUACCCCACGUCCUUCAUGAGCCUCCGCUGCCUGCUGAGCGACGAGCUCAGCAACAUCGCUGUGCAGGUGCGGAAGCUGGUGGGGACUCAGCACCCUCUGCUUACCACAGCCAGGGGUCUUGUACACGACAGCCAGAAUAACCUCCAGUUGAGGGGCUUGGUGGUAUUACUUAUUUCUAAGGCAGCUGGGCCCAACAGUGUUAAUGCUUCGUGUCAAAAGUAUGACAUGGUCAGUGGGAUCUAUUCAUGUCAAAGAAGUUUGGCAGAGAUCACAGAACUUAUCCAUACUGCUCUCCUUGUACAUCGUGGGAUAGUAAAUUUAAAUGAAUUGCAGUCUUCUGACGGGCCACUGAAAGAUAUGCAAUUUGGAAAUAAAAUAGCUAUCCUGAGUGGAGACUUUCUUCUAGCAAAUGCCUGCAAUGGACUCGCUCUGCUACAGAAUACCAAGGUUGUGGAACUUAUAGCAAGUGCUCUUAUGGAUUUGGUACAAGGAGUAUACUAUGAAAAUUCUACUUUAGCAAAGGAAAAUCAUAUCACAGAUGAUAUUGGAAUAUCGACUUGGAAGGAGCAGACUUUUCUCUCCCAUGGGGCCUUACUAGCAAAGAGCUGCCAAGCUGCGAUGGAAUUAGCAAAGCAUGAUGCUGAGGUUCAGGAUAUGGCAUUUCAGUAUGGGAAGCACAUGGCUAUGAGUCAUAAGAUAAAUUCUGAUCUCCAGCCUUUUAUUAAAGAAAAGACCAGUGACUCCUCGACUUUUAAUCUGAACUCAGCUCCUGUAGUCUUACACCAGGAGUUUCUUGGAAGAGAUUUGUGGAUAAAGCAGAUCGGAGAGGCUCAAGAGAAAGGAAGAUUAGACUAUGCUAAGUUGCGAGAAACAAUCAAAGCUGGCAAAGGUGUGACUUCAGCUAUUGACCUGUGUCGUUACCAUGGAAACAAAGCACUGGAGGCCCUGGAGAGCUUUCCUCCCUCGGAGGCCAGAACUGCUUUAGAAAACAUUGUGUUUGCUGUGAUGAGAUUUUCCUGA